AUGGCGACACGCGUGGUCCCAGGGCGCAGUUUCACGCUGCGAGGCGUUAUAGCUGGUCUCGCAGUUGGCACCAUCAUCUGCUUCUCCAAUAUGUACUUUGGCUUGCAGACCGGAUGGGUUUCCAUCAUGUCAAUGCCUGCGAGUCUCAUGGGCUUUGGCAUCUUCAGGCUCCUUGCGCCGCAUCUAAGGUUUCCAUUUUCUCCUGUUGAGAACGUAUUGCUCCAGAGCGUAGCUUGUGGCAUGGCUAUUAUGCCACUGGGAUGCGGCUUUGUUGGUGUCAUCCCGGCAUUGAACUAUCUUUUGGCUCAGGAUGAGCAAGGCCCGAUCAAUUUGAGUACCUGGCAGCUCAUCAUCUGGUCUCUGGGACUCUGCUACUUUGGCGUCGUCUUUGCUGUUCCCCUACGCAAGCAAGUCAUCAUCCGAGAGCGCCUCAAAUUUCCCAGUGGGUUCAGUACGGCCGUGCUGAUCUCAGUAUUGCACGGACAAGGCCGGCAAUCGACCAAAGACGAGCUUGACGCUGCUGCUAAAGGUGGCUUUGCAAGUCUCGUUCCUCGUGACGAGCCUCUUCAACCAGACACCGUUGGCCGGGCUGCUACGGACCAGGAGCAUCAGCAGGAUGUCGGCGAUGCCAUGCCGGACAAAGGAGACUGGGCAGCCAAUAUCAAACUGUUACUUUUGUGUUUUGGCGGCUCUGGGCUUUAUACGCUGGCGACAUAUUUUUUCCCUAUACUGCGCAACUUGCCAAUCUUUGGUUCUGCCGCAGCUCACACAUGGCUGUGGACAUUUAACCCCAGCUUUGCUUAUAUCGGUCAGGGAAUCAUAAUGGGGACCGAAACGACGUUGCAUAUGCUUCUUGGUGCUGUAGUUGGCUGGGGAAUCCUCAGCCCUCUGGCCAAAUCUCGGGGGUGGGCGCCUGGUGAUGUUGAUGAUUGGGAACAUGGUAGUAAGGGAUGGAUCAUUUGGAUCUCGUUGGCUAUCAUGCUAGCGGAUGCAAUUGUCAGCCUUGCUUACGUUGCCCUCCGCGGAAUCUUCGCCAGCCAACAGGUGACUGGGAUUAUGUCUUCCCUACGCCAGAGAGUACAGGAACAUGGCGUCUCUGGCUUGUGGAAGAAUCCGAGCCAUGACUAUUCGCCGCUCUUGAGCAGCGAGACUGAGACUGCUCAGAGGCGCUAUGGAGCUGAUGAAUAUGCCCCUGUCCGGGACGACAAUGAGGAGGAUGCUCCUCCCCACCAGCGCAUUGGGCCCCGUAUGGUAACGAUCGGCCUUCUUGCCUCGAUAGCUCUGUGCGUCCUCACUAUUCAUUUGGUCUUUGGUGACCUUGUACCGCUCUAUGCAACCACCAUUGCUGUUCUCAUGGCUCUGGUGUUAAGCAUCAUGGGAGUUAGGGCGCUGGGCGAGACGGAUUUGAACCCCGUAUCUGGGAUCAGCAAACUCGCGCAGCUUUUCUUUGCCUUUAUCAUCCCUCAGUCUCACAAGUCCAGUGUCUUGAUCAACCUGAUCGCCGGUGCUGUAUCCGAAGCUGGUGCUUUGCAAGCUGGCGAUCUCAUGCAGGACCUCAAAACUGGGCACUUACUGGGAGCAGCUCCAAAAGCCCAAUUCUGGGGUCAAGUCAUUGGAGCAAGCGUCGGUGCUGUUCUGAGUGCAUUCAUCUACCGUGUCUACACGAGUGUAUAUACGAUUCCUGGUGAUCUCUUCCAGGUACCAACCGCCUACGUCUGGAUAUUCACUGCAAGGCUCGUCACAGGUUCUGGGCUACCAUAUCGUGUCAAGGAAUGGGCCAUUGGAGCUGCGGUUCUAUUCGCAGUUGCCACUAUCACCAGAACGCUCGCUAUCGGUAAAAGAUGGCGACCUCUUAUUCCUGGUGGCAUUGCUGUCGCCGUUGGCAUGUAUAACGUCCCGUCUUUCACACUGGCUCGAACCGUUGGCGGUCUGUUUGCAUGGUACUGGACUCAUAUCGCGCGACGGACGCAGACCCCUCUAAUCAUCCUUGCUUCGGGAUUCAUUCUUGGCGAGGGUUUCCUGAGCAUUGUAAACCUCUUGCUGCAAGGCUUGAAUGUUCCUCAUCUGUGA
This is a messenger RNA of Fusarium tjaetaba, 2070 nucleotides long. RefSeq lists its product as uncharacterized. Bases 1 to 2070 code for a protein of 689 amino acids. Gene Ontology annotation, molecular function: oligopeptide transmembrane transporter activity. The record is from RefSeq and is a predicted model, not a curated record. The transcript has 7 exons. Gene Ontology annotation, cellular component: fungal-type vacuole membrane. NCBI's taxonomy places the organism in Eukaryota, Fungi, Ascomycota, Sordariomycetes, Hypocreales, Nectriaceae.